AUGGCAGCAUUUCUUGCAGCAGCUUUGAACCCUACUAACUAUAUUGGCGGAGUCAGUUUCCAUCCUGACCGGGACAUUCAAGAUCUGUCUGAGAAGGUUGUGUUGGUGACAGGAGGGAAUACUGGGCUCGGAAAGGAGACUAUCCGACAACUGCUCAAGCAUAAUCCACGUCAAGUAUUUCUCGCCGCUCGGUCUGAAGCUAAAGCAAGGAAUGCUAUCGGUGAACUGGAAUCCGGUACUUCGAAAGGUCUCAAGAUAUCCUGGCUUCCCUUGGAUUUGGCGUCAAAUACAUCGAUUGAAAAUGCAGUGAAAGAAUUCCAGGCCCAAUCCUCUCGGCUGGAUAUCCUCAUUCUCAACGCUGGUGUGAUGGCACUUCCACUGGGAGAAACGGAAAUGGGCCACGAAAUACAAUUGGGAACUAACUAUAUUGGCCAUUUCUUGCUCACAAGACUGCUUUUGCCGAUUCUCUUGAAAACGGCCGAGGAGCCGCAGUCUGACGUCCGGGUCGUUACGCUUUCAUCAAUCGGGCACAAUCUUGCUCCUUCAUUCUUGACGAUUUUAAAUCAAAGACGGCUUAAGGAUACCAACGCCAACACUCGGUAUGGAGCCUCCAAGGUGGCUAAUAUUCUUUUUGCAGCAGAACUUGCCCGACGACACCCCUCGAUCAGGUCUGUUUCUGUGCACCCCGGGAUUAUUUUAACCGAUUUGUAUACGCCAUUUAGCGAACAAUCGAUCUUAGCUGCCGCGAGCACUAGGGUCAUUGGCCUAUUCGCUUCGUCGGUGUAUGAAGGCGCACUUAACCAGCUGUGGGCGGCCGCUGGGGCGAAAAGAGAGGAACUAGUCAAUGGAGGGUACUACAUGCCGGUUGGGAUCCUGAAAUCGCGAAAUAAGUAUGCCAGAAGUAAAGAUAUGGGGAAGCAUCUAUGGGAUUGGACCGAGGCAGAGUUACGCAUAGCCGGAAUUAUCAUUUGA
Aspergillus ochraceoroseus IBT 24754 is the source of this 972-nucleotide messenger RNA. RefSeq lists its product as uncharacterized. The record is from RefSeq and is a predicted model, not a curated record. The coding region runs from base 1 to 972 and encodes 323 amino acids. The transcript has 2 exons. NCBI's taxonomy places the organism in Eukaryota, Fungi, Ascomycota, Eurotiomycetes, Eurotiales, Aspergillaceae.